Messenger RNA from Amphiprion ocellaris (clown anemonefish), 902 nucleotides. RefSeq names its product myoglobin (gene mb). Gene Ontology annotation, cellular component: extracellular exosome. The record is from RefSeq and is a predicted model, not a curated record. NCBI's taxonomy places the organism in Eukaryota, Metazoa, Chordata, Actinopteri, Pomacentridae. Gene Ontology annotation, molecular function: oxygen binding; heme binding. Bases 150 to 593 code for a protein of 147 amino acids. Gene Ontology annotation, biological process: oxygen transport. The transcript has 4 exons.
UAGCCAGAUGGGAGGGCUGGAAUAAUUUGGUGGCAGGACAGAGCAGAGAGUAUAAAAGGUCAGUGCCUGGGGGGGUAGUAAGACCAUGAAGAAUUUGAUAUAAUCAAACAGGAUCUUUUGCUACGGUACAGACAGCAUCUUCCCACAUCAUGGCUGAUUUUGACUUGGUUUUGAAGCACUGGGGUCCAGUGGAAGCAGACUACGCCGGUCAUGGGGGUCUGGUUCUGACUCGUUUAUUCACGGAGCAUCCAGACACCCAGAAGCUGUUCCCUAAGUUUACUGGCAUCGCUCAGGGAGACCUGGCUGGUAAUGCAGCUGUUUCUGCCCACGGUGCCACUGUGUUGAAGAAACUUGGUGAACUGCUGCAGGCCAAAGGCAACCAUGCUGCCAUCCUCCAGCCUCUGGCCAACAGCCAUGCAACCAAGCAUAAGAUCCCAAUUAAUAACUUCAAGCUGAUUACUGAGGUCAUCAUUAAAGUCAUGGCGGAGAAGGCAGGACUUGACGCUGCAGGGCAGCAGGCCAUGAGGAACGUGAUGACCGCUGUCAUCAAUGACAUGGAGGCCAGCUACAAAGAGCUCGGCUUCACCGGCUGAAGAGGUCACUGAAGUCCUGUUGGAUGAUAGACAGGAAAAUCUUUCCCUGAUAAAUGCUUUUUUUGCAAAUAAAAAACCUCAGUAUACAUGGAAUAAUCAGAUUUUAAAUAACAGUCUAUAAAUAUUAACAUAGAGCUGAUCAUAAAGAACACAAUUUCACAAAUUAACUCUAAUUGCAGACUUACUUAUAAAAUGCUGUCGUUUGUUGUUGCUCAGAAAUAAGCAGUUUAACUGUUUAUACUUCAGUUUAAAGAAAUUUUUGAUCUGAAUUCUUGUCUCAUAUUAUCAAUAAAACUCUCUGUUGCUCUA